CAGGAUAAUUUAUUUAAUAAUUGAGAGUCGUGUCUUCUAUGUCAUCUUCAACCAAUAGCCACGAGAUUCUUCUCAUCCCAUAACAUAGAGCAAUAUACAAUUUAAUAAUGAUGACAAUCAUUUUAUUUAGGACAGACCUACGCUAUUUCUUGAUAAUUUGAGGUAUUUAUUCCAAUAAAGUAGAUUUUUAUGUGGUAUUCACAAAUACUUUUUAACCAAUUUUUACUUUAAAGAGUGGUGUAGGAAAAAUACUAUCAAAUUAUCAAGCACUAGUGUACAAAAAAAUAUUUUAUUUAAUAUAUUUGAGGAUUAUAUAAGGCAUGCGCAAUGCAAAAUUAGUUUGUAUUUAAUCAGAAUUUUUGAAGAGAUGGUGUGGCCAAUUCGGUCCAGAAUAAUUAGUUCAGUUCUCCGAUCAAAGGCACCUUUAGUUGGUUCAUGCGUCCAUGGAGAUUCUGUGAUUUCCUCAAUAACAAAGCCUCACCCAAAAUUUAUGAAUUGGGUGAAAUCGGAUGGUUGCCAUGCAUCAUCAUUGCCAUCAUUCAAGGAGAAACAACCAGAGGAUCUUAGUAAUGAAAGUAAAGAUCUUAAUGUAGGGAAUUAUAUGGUUGAAACUGAUGGCUACAUGAAUUUAUUUGGUUUGAUGAAGCAGAGGUUUUUAAAUUUCAAGAACCAAAAGUACAUAAAAGAGUUGGAGCAUUUUCAAUCUCUUGCUGAAGCUCAAUAUCCAAAGUUUAUGGUAAUUGCUUGUGCAGACUCAAGGGUAUGCCCCUCUAACAUAUUAGGAUUCCAACCUGGUGAAGUCUUUAUGAUACGUAACAUUGCCAAUCUUGUACCUGUGAUGAAGAAUGGACCAUCAGAGUGUAAUGCUGCUCUUCAGUUUGCUGUAACUACUCUUCAGGUUGAGAAUAUAUUAGUCAUUGGUCAUAGUAGUUGUGCUGGAAUUGAAGCUCUAAUGAGUAUGAAAGAAGAUACAGAACCAAGAAACUUCAUACACAAUUGGGUUGCCAAUGGGAAAGUUGCCAAAUUGAAGACCAAAGCUACCACAUCUCAUCUUAGCUUUGAUCAACAGUGCAGAUUCUGUGAGAAGGAAUCAAUUAACCAAUCAUUAUUAAACUUGCUAAGUUAUCCAUGGUUAGAAGAUAGAGUGAAGAAGGAAUUGCUUUGUAUUCAUGGAGGAUAUUAUAAUUUUUCGAAUUGCUCGUUUGAGAAAUGGACCCUUGAUUUUAAAGGAUGUAAUGUUAAUGAAGAACGUAGCAGUUAUGUUGUCAAAGAAAAGGAAUUCUGGAGCUGAGGGUAUUAUUGUCAUCUCACCUUUGUCAUGAUUCUAUCAUGUAAAGAAGCUAAUGUAAAAUUAUAAAACAAACGAAAUUUAAUACCUGCAAAACAUUUAGGCACACACAUAAAUAAAUAAAAAAUUAAAAGAAAAUUAAAAUUGUUAUAUCAAA
Messenger RNA from Trifolium pratense (red clover), 1445 nucleotides. Its product is annotated as beta carbonic anhydrase 5, chloroplastic-like. Gene Ontology annotation, biological process: carbon utilization. Gene Ontology annotation, molecular function: carbonate dehydratase activity; zinc ion binding. The record is from RefSeq and is a predicted model, not a curated record. Lineage: Eukaryota; Viridiplantae; Streptophyta; Magnoliopsida; Fabales; Fabaceae. Bases 368 to 1291 code for a protein of 307 amino acids. The transcript is spliced from 10 exons.